AUGGCUUACCACAGUUUCUUUGUCAUAACUCUCUUCAUAGCUCUUUCCCUUUCAAGCAUGGAUUUUGGCCUAGCAGGUCGCCAUCUUCUGCAAACGACUCAACCUGCUGUACCAAAUUUGCCUACUUUGCCCAAACCAACAUUACCACCAUUGCCAUCAUUGCCAAAUAUGCCACAGGGGAAUGUUCCCCCUUUGCCUACAAUCCCAAAUCUGCCACAACCAUCAAUACCAACCACACUCCCACCACUUCCAAGCAUCCCUACAAUAUCAUCAAUCCCACAAGUCACCCUCCCUCCAAUGCCAAACAUACCCUCAAUCCCAAAUGUGUUUCCCUCCAUCCCAUUUUUCUCUCCACCCCCUGCAUCCACAAGUCCUUGAGAAUGCGUAGCAUUUUCCAGUUUUCGAAGCUUAUGUAUUUGUCAUAUUUCCCCUUCUUUUUUUAUUUCUUGUAUUCUUAUAGAUGU
Messenger RNA from Gastrolobium bilobum, 464 nucleotides. RefSeq names its product protein PELPK1-like. The transcript has a single exon. The coding region runs from base 1 to 378 and encodes 125 amino acids. The record is from RefSeq and is a predicted model, not a curated record. NCBI's taxonomy places the organism in Eukaryota, Viridiplantae, Streptophyta, Magnoliopsida, Fabales, Fabaceae.